UGUUCAAAUUUCAAAAAUGAUGAUGACGACAAUGAUAAUAAUUCAAUUAAAGAUGACGAUGAUGAUGACGAUGGUGAUACGUUUUCAUGUUGUAGUAAAUCAUCGAUACUUUGUAGUCCAGCCAAUUAUCAAUUAUUAAAAAUCGAUAAUGGUGACAAUAAUGAUGAUCAACAACAAAAUGAUGUGGACACAACGGCAAUUGAUAAUGAUCAUGCACAAAUUAUUUGUACAACAACAACAACAACAACAACAAUGAAUAAAGGAAAUUUUCUCAGAAAAAUCGAACGUUUUGGUACUGAUGUUUGUGAUACAUGUCUUUUUCCAUUAGCAUUACCAAUGGAUGGUAGUGAUAUUUAUCGUGGUCAUUCAACAUGGGAAAGUAUUGAUUUAUUGGCUGAUUGUGUCCUAAUGUUAUGGACCGAAUCAUCAUCAUCAUCAUCAACAACAACAACAACAACAACAAAUCAACGAUCUCUGAACAAUGUUCUUGGUGAUCCAAUACGAUUUCUUUGUUUUCAUUCUGAACUUAUGGAUGGUCGGAAAUUUCCUUAUGUAAAAUCAAAUAUUGGACGGAAAUAUGAUCCAUUACCAUUUCGUCGUUGGUGUUCAGAGCUUGAUUUACGCGGAAUGAUGGCCAACAAUGAUAAUCAACAACAGUCUGAAUCGGCAUCAUCAUCAGUAAUGGUCGAAACAGAAGAUGCAGAUAUGAUAUUGGAAAAUUUUCGACGAAAAUCACUAACCAUUUGUCGACAAUUUGCAUAUAAACAAGAGCUACAGAAUCCAAAACGUUUAGCAGCACGUAUAACACGAUUAGAACGACAGAAUUUUUUACAAUUAACACGACGUGAAGUAUUGAAUUAUUUAUUCGGGAAAAUUCCCAGUAAUAAUCAGAAUCUACAUCAAAUGAUUCGAUUUGCUCGAGAAUUAUCUCAACUGGUUGGCUGUUGGAUACUAACGGAAACAUCUGUGGAAGGACAAAAACAAACAAUUGCAACCAUUAUUGAGGUUUCCUUCAUAUUAUUUAUGAGAAAAAAUUUUCAAUCAUUCGAAUCAAUAAUGCGUGGUUUACGUUUACCAUCAAUAUAUUCAUUACAAGAAUCAUGGCGUUCAUUACGUCUUAAUAAUCCUAUUCAUUUUAGAAUUUAUCACUACCUCACAACAGUAAUUACUAAUCAAUUACAACAGAAAUCAUCAUUGAUAUGUCAUUCAUCUAAAUCAUCAUCAUCAUCAUCAUCAUUAUCAUUACCAUCAUUGGCUUCGUUUUUUGAAACACUAAGAUUACGAUCAUUAUCGAUUAUUUGUCGUUUAAUUGAUGAAGAUGAUGAUAAUGAUAAAAAUGGUGACCAUCAUCAUCAUCAUCAUAUCAAUGUAAGAAAUAUAGGAAAUCAAUCAUUGAUUGAUAUUAUCAAUGAAUAUCAAUAUAAAGAUGUUCAUAUACGACAGAAAUUGAAUGAAUUAACUGCAAAUGAACGGCAACGACGACUACGACGGCAACGAAAACAAAUGGCCAAAAUGGUGAAAAAAACCGAAACAACAAUGACAACAAAAAAACGAUUUUGGCCAUUUCCCGUGAUGAUGAGGAAACGUAAAAUAAAACAACAAAAAGAAAUGAUAAUCAACAAUGAUGAUGAUGAUGAUGAUGUAACUAUUGCAGCAUCGUAUAUGUCAUUAUUAACAAAAAAAUUUGAUCCAUCAUCCAUAAACAAAGGCGGUGGUUUUCCACAUCAUCAGCAAAAUGAUGAUUGUUUACGAUCAUUACGGAUGUAUAUUGAACAACAAUUUAUCGUUGCACGUGAUCAUCAACCAUUAAUGCCUGAUCGUUGGCGUAUCAUAUCCAUACGGAAUAUUGGUACAAACAUCCAUCGUUUAUUGAUCAUAGAAUUUUUGAAAUUAUAUAAACAUUUUAUGGAACAAAUUGAACAAUAUAGAUUUUAGAAAAAAAAAUUUGAAACAAAAAUUCUAUAAACUUUUGUUUGCGAUGAUAAAAAUUCAACAAUCCGAUGAUUGAGCUUUACGA
Messenger RNA from Dermatophagoides farinae (American house dust mite), 2017 nucleotides. The record is from RefSeq and is a predicted model, not a curated record. Lineage: Eukaryota; Metazoa; Arthropoda; Arachnida; Sarcoptiformes; Pyroglyphidae.